Messenger RNA from Pieris napi, 1655 nucleotides. RefSeq names its product ubiquinone biosynthesis monooxygenase COQ6, mitochondrial (gene Coq6). The coding region runs from base 190 to 1602 and encodes 470 amino acids. The record is from RefSeq and is a predicted model, not a curated record. Gene Ontology annotation, biological process: ubiquinone biosynthetic process. Gene Ontology annotation, cellular component: mitochondrion. The transcript is spliced from 9 exons. Gene Ontology annotation, molecular function: oxidoreductase activity, acting on paired donors, with incorporation or reduction of molecular oxygen, NAD(P)H as one donor, and incorporation of one atom of oxygen; FAD binding; 2-octaprenyl-6-methoxyphenol hydroxylase activity. NCBI's taxonomy places the organism in Eukaryota, Metazoa, Arthropoda, Insecta, Lepidoptera, Pieridae.
CAGCUGACUUAAGUUUGGACUUUGGCAGGAUAAUUUAAAAAAAUGUUGUGCAAAUAGAAAAUUGCAAACAUUCUAUGAUUCUUCUAUUUUCUACUAGAUAUAACAAAAUUCGAUAUCCAAAGAAAUAUUGAACAUUGUUACAGAUUAUUGAAAUAAUUUUUGGAAUGAUAAUAUAACCAAGAUCUAAAGAUGUUGGUAAAUAUAAUUAUGAAGCAAAAUUGCUUAUUAAUAGCACAUUUAAAAAAUAAUAUUAAAAUAUUAAGCUCAGCAAGGAGGCUUAGUACCAAAAAUGAUGAAAAAUUUAAGGGCAAGUACGACGUAAUAAUCGCCGGAGGUGGAAUGGUGGGCUGUACACUCGCUUGUGCCAUGGGUAAAAAUGCUCUGUUGUCCAAUUUAAAGAUUCUAUUACUAGAAGGAAGUCCUAACAAGAAAUAUGAAUUAACUCCUCAUUAUAGUAAUAGAGUUGUGGCAUUAAAUCAGAACACAAAGUCUUUAAUGAAUUCAAUUAAUGUAUGGGAACAUGUUGAGGCUCUGCGACUUCAACCUGUGAGACAUAUGCAAGUAUGGGAUGCAUGUUCUGAUGCAAUGAUCACCUUUAGUAGUACAGAUAUACUUGAUGAUGAUGUAGCGUAUAUAGUCGAAAAUGAUGUACUGUUACAUGCCGUGAGCAAAGAAUUAAGCAAAUCCAAAAAUAUAGAAACAGUCUACCAGGCGAAAAUAGCAAGUUAUCAAUUAUCACAAUCUCAGUUAUCACAUGAGAAUAUUGUGAAGAUGAGCAAUGGUGAUACAUACUCUUGUGAUUUAUUGAUUGGAGCCGACGGCGCUAACUCGGCUGUGAGGAAUGCUAUGGGCGUGCAAUAUGUAUCUUGGAAGUAUGACCACACGGGAGUUGUGGCUACACUGCAAUUAGCUGAGGAGUCGGAGAACACUACGGCCUGGCAGCGUUUCCUACCAACCGGUCCGAUAGCCCUUCUACCACUUAACUCGAAGCAAAGUUCUCUAGUCUGGUCCACAUCUCCUGAACACGCUAAAGAACUGCUCAACUUGCCUGAAGAGAGAUUUGUUGAUGCCCUCAAUGAUGCUCUGUGGAAACAAUACCCCCGAAGCAAGGGCAUAGAUGCCUGUACUGCCUGGGUUGGGUCUAUACUCCACCGUUUGGGUCUACCCGAUGGCGCUCAAAGGCAGCUCCCGCCCAGCAUAUGCGAAAUUACUCCCAAUUCCAGAGCUGCCUUCCCCUUGGCUUUUGGACAUAGCACUAAGUAUAUUGCACCCGGUGUAGUACUCAUUGGUGACGCGGCGCAUCGCGUCCACCCACUUGCAGGUCAAGGGGUUAACCUUGGAUUUGGAGAUAUUAAGGACUUGACGGAACUGCUCACUGAUGCUUUAUACUCUGGAUUAGAUAUAACCCACUCAGACUGGAUGCAAAAAUACGAGACGACCCGCCAACGUCACAAUGUGCCCACUCAAUUAUGCGUAGACGCCCUAUAUAGGCUGUAUGCAUACAACAUACCUCCGUUUGUUCUAGCCAGGAGUAUAGGUCUACAAAUCACUAAUGCUCUUCAUCCAGUUAAGAAACUCCUAAUGUCCCAUGCUACAACAUGAACAAGAAGAAUUACUUAAUUGUUAAUUAUAGUCAUUAAAGUAUUAAUUAUUAA